CACGGAUAAGCUCCCGCUCCCACUUCCGCGGUCGCCACCUCGCAUUCCCCGAUUCGACGCCCGGACGCCACAGCCCCAUCUCUGAAUCCUGAUCACCGUCGCACGCGGCAUCCGAAACCAAUGGCGCUGCUUGCGCCGAGCCCGCGCGCGCUCUGCGUGCUGGAGGCCGCGGCGGCGGCCUCGCCGCACCCGCACUCCUCAGCCUCUUGCUCGACCGUCGCCAGCGGGGCGGCCGGGCGGGGCCUGUGGCUGUGGAAGGGCCGCGGGAGCGGGAGGAGGAGGGGCCGCGGGGACGGAGUCAGGGCGGAGGCCUACUUCUGGGACGUGUCGAAGCCGGUGGAGAUGGAGGAGAUCGACAGCAUGGAGAAGCUCGACGACGCGCUCCGGUGGUCCAUCGAGAACAAGCAGCCCAUCGUCAUCGACUGGCCAAUAGUUCAGAUCUCGAUUGCCAUGAUAGUAAAACUGAGAUGGAUGGCUAGUUGGUGUCGGAAAUGCAUUUACCUGAAGCCCAGACUGGAGAAGAUAGCAGGAGAAUAUCCAGGAGUCAGGUUUUACUUUGUUGAUGUCAAUAAAGUUCCACAAAGCGUGGUAAAAAGAGGGAAUAUAACUAAAAUGCCCACUAUUCAGUUAUGGAAGGAUGGGGAAUGGAAAGAAGAAGUGAUAGGAGGCCAUAAAGCAUGGCUUGUGAUGGAUGAGGUUAGAGAAAUGAUCCAGAAGAACAAGUGAUCGAAUACGCAAGCCGUACAAUUGAUGUUGUACUAUAAAAAUGUAAAUAGAGAUGCAGACGAUCUCUUCAGAUAUUAAGCUGUAAUCAAAUCAAUAAAGCUAUAUUUCAGCUCUCUAUCACAGCAGAGCUGGUUAA
This is a messenger RNA of Phragmites australis (common reed), 862 nucleotides long. RefSeq names its product thioredoxin-like 3-1, chloroplastic. Bases 121 to 726 code for a protein of 201 amino acids. The record is from RefSeq and is a predicted model, not a curated record. NCBI's taxonomy places the organism in Eukaryota, Viridiplantae, Streptophyta, Magnoliopsida, Poales, Poaceae. Gene Ontology annotation, cellular component: chloroplast stroma. The transcript is spliced from 6 exons.